Molecule: messenger RNA, 2035 nt
Organism: Aplysia californica (California sea hare)
Lineage: Eukaryota; Metazoa; Mollusca; Gastropoda; Aplysiida; Aplysiidae
Product: major facilitator superfamily domain-containing protein 1
Exons: 13
Coding region: 391-1809 (472 amino acids)
Biological process (GO): transmembrane transport
Cellular component (GO): lysosome
Molecular function (GO): transmembrane transporter activity
Source: RefSeq, a predicted model, not a curated record
UAUGUUAGUUGUUUUUCUGAAAAAUAAAAAUACGUUCUACUUGACUAACAUGAUUUGUGCUUUGAAAGUUAUCCAUGUAAUUAACAUUUAAUUCGUUUUUCUUUUUGUGAGCCAAAAUUGGCAAAUCAACUGAAUCUAAUUUGUUUUGAUAAAAUCUUCUGCCCGUAUGAAUUUUUAGAAAGUUCUAUUAAUAGCUGUCUCGUGACCACUGGUGUUUGUGUGUCAGUGCCCAGUGCAGCUGCUUCAGUUUUUCCUCAUCCAGUAUACAGUGAACUCACACCACGCACUCAAAAGAUCUGGAAGUUGUGUAUCACAUGCUUUGACUUUGCUAUUUCUUUAAAAUCAUUUUACAAAGUUUGAUUUACAGGUCUUUAAAUUCGCGAAUUCAAGAUGAGUGAUACUGAAAAUGCAUCAGAAAAGACUGCACUGAUUCGGAACUCCUAUGAGGAUUCAGAUUAUGAGGAAGAACUGGAGGGAUGCAGCGGAACGCCUCCUUGCAACCCAAGAUCAUGCCUCCACAGAUAUUUCCCAGUUCUUAUUUUCAUUUGUUUUUUGAGUUUUGGCAGCUAUUUUUGCUACGACAACCCAGCUGCUUUACAGGAUACAAUGAUUCGUGACCUUGACAUUGAUGAGGGCCAGUUUAUGGCCUUUUACUCUUUCUAUUCAUGGCCCAACGUAGUUUUGUGCAUGUUUGGUGGUUACCUCAUCGAUCGCUUGUUUGGAGUACGACUUGGAUCCAUCAUCUUCAGCUUGUUUGUUACUGUUGGGCAGGUCAUUUUUGCUUUGGGGUCACUCUUCAAUCUGUAUGGCCUUAUGUGCUUUGGAAGAUUUGUAUUUGGGAUUGGUGGAGAAUCUCUGGCUGUGGCUCAAAAUACUUUUGCGGUAAAGUGGUUUCAGGGAAAGGAGCUCAACAUGGUGUUUGGUUUGCAGCUUAGUUUCUCCAGAGUGGGCAGCACGGUGAACAUGAAUGUGAUGCAGCCGCUGUACAACUUGAUUGACGAGCACAUUCAUGGAUACAAAUGCCUUGGCAUUGCUCUGUUUAUUGGUGCUGGCACGUGUAUUUUCUCUCUAUUGAUUGCGUUUACCCUCGCCUUUUUCGACAAACGUGCUGACCGUAUUCUGAAGCGUCAGGCUAUCUCCUCAGAGGAGAUGAUCAAGUUCCGUGACAUCUUGACGUUUCCUAUGCCAACAUGGCUGAUCUCGGUGAUCUGUGUGGCUUACUAUGUGGCUGUGUUCCCUUUCAUCGGUCUUGGCCUGGUGUUCUUUGAGAUGAAAUUUGGUCUGAACCCCACAAGCGCCAAUGCCGUCAACAGCCUGGUGUACAUUAUCUCGGCUGGAGCCUCCCCGUUCUUUGGUUUCCUCAUCGACAGGAUUGGCAAGAACGUGUUCUGGGUCAUCAUCGGUAUCGUCAUCACACUGGGUUGUCACAUGAUGCUGGCCUUCACAUUUAUGAACCCUUACAUCCCUAUGGUGAUCAUGGGCUUGUCUUACUCCAUUUUGGCCAGUGCCUUGUGGCCAAUGGUUGCUCUCAUCAUCCCUGCUCACCAGCUGGGCACAGCUUAUGGCAUUAUGCAAGCCAUUCAGAAUCUUGGUCUGGCUGUCAUCUCACUGACCGCUGGCAUCAUUGUGGACAAAAGCGGGUACCUCAUCCUGGAAGUCUUCUUCAUGGCCUGGCUCUGCUUGGCUUUGAUAGCUGCUGUCCUCCUGUAUCUAGUGGAUGCUGCUAGAGGUGGAAAACUGAACUACUCUUCGAAAAAACGUAAUGCUCUGAAGGAAUUGGAGGAUGAAGAAAAACUGAAGGACAACUAAAGACAAGCUCAGCCCAGAGAAGCUCAGUAGGACGGGACUGAAUUCUGUAGUCUUUCAAUAAUAUGUAACAAUGCUGUGGGUACUGGAGUUUGCUCCAUGACUUGCUUGUGUAGGUUAGGAUGAAUGGCAUGAAUUUGGCAGGCAGCCUUAGCCGGUAGCUGUGUCUUUGGCAGCUGAUUCAAAAUCACCCAGUUAAGGUCACCGUGUUGAGUGCUAUACUUGUACU